This is a messenger RNA of Desarmillaria tabescens, 451 nucleotides long. RefSeq names its product cytochrome P450. NCBI's taxonomy places the organism in Eukaryota, Fungi, Basidiomycota, Agaricomycetes, Agaricales, Physalacriaceae. The record is from RefSeq and is a predicted model, not a curated record. The transcript has 3 exons. Gene Ontology annotation, molecular function: heme binding; monooxygenase activity; oxidoreductase activity, acting on paired donors, with incorporation or reduction of molecular oxygen. The annotation marks the transcript as partial.
CAAGAAACUCACCUAUCUGCACGCAUGUAUCAACGAAGGGCUGAGGCUGCACUGCACAGUGGGUGUGGGGCUUCAUCGUGUAACACCCGAGAGUGGUGUGAUGGUUUCCGGAAAUUAUUUCCCUGGAGGCACAGUUAUUAGUUCCCCUAUCUACACUAUCCACCGGGAACCUACGGUAUGGGGGAACGAUGUGGAGGAGUACAGGCCGGAGAGAUGGUUUGAAUGUGAUAGUGCGGCUGUGGCGAAGGCGUUUACUCCGUUCUCUGUUGGCCCUCGAGCUUGUAUUGGGCGUAAUCUAGCCAUGCUCGAGCUGCAGAUUAUCAUUGCGUCGAUUUUGAAGCGCUUCCAUUUCGUGUUGGAGAAUCCUGAUGAAGCUCUCGGAGUGAAAGAAGGAUUUUUGAGGAGGCCAACUGGUUGUCGUGUUGGAGUGAAAAGACGCGAAGCAUUCUAG